UCCGUGCACCCGUAAUGCAUCAUGCUUUGCUGUAGCCAUAGAAAACACUUUCGAUUUGACUCUAAAUUAUAAAAUGUACAUUCUAGCCUACAGUUCAAACAGAUUUGAUCAGAUUUGUAUAUGCCUACAUCUUCUCAUUUAAAUGAUAUCGUGAACUGGAUUAUUAUGCAACGAUAAACGAUAUAGUUUGUUAUUUUAGCAUGUGUGAAUAAAUAAAGUUUCGGUGCGCUCGACCGAACGACAUCGUCGACAGAAAUUAAGACAUUGAAUUCUCCAGUCGGCAAAUUCCGUUAAGCUGCACAAUUAUGGCAUCCAAUGAGAGUUCUAAACCGAAAAGGAGGAGGAAGAGCAGCAUGGACAAGCCUCCUCAUUUGUCAGGCGAUGCAGAGUUUAGAGUCCUUCUCUUUGGGAGAAGUGGCCGAAGUCAAUUUUCUCUGGCAAACUCCAUUCUGCGGACAGAUGUGUUCAAUGAUGAGCUCUGCAACAUUACAGAGAGUCAGAGACACAGGAGUGAGGCGUUUGAGAGGAAACUAGCUGUGGUCAACACUCCAAACCUCUCUGAGUAUGAGGCAUCCCAGAAAGAGCUGAGAAGAGUGUUCAAGAUGUCUGUGUGUAUGUCCUGUCCUGGUCCCUACGUCGUUCUCUUUGCAUUCGACCUGAACAACAUCUCACCAAGUGCAGUAAGUAUCCUGGAACUCAUCACAAAGCAUUUUGGGGACAGCAUCUUGAACCACAUGAUGGUUGUGGUGUGCCAUGAAGAGGAGAAGGAGGAUUCAGCUCUUGAGAAGAAAGUCAAGACUAACAGAGACUUCAGGGAGCUCAUUGAGAAGUGUGGCCAAAGGUAUCACCUCUUCAAUGAGAGGAAGGCCCGGAGCGAUGAGAAGGUUUCCAGACAGCUCCUGGAGAAGAUGGACGACAUGGUGAGGGAUAACGGAUGCAGAUUCUACUCCAAUCACCAAUACCAGGAAGCAGAGGAGAGCAUCCAGAAAGAGGAGCGUUUCAUGAUGAAAGGGAGAAAGAAAGAGAUGCUGACAAAGAGGAAGGAGCUGGAGAGCAGGUACACAGGUGAAGGUCUUGAGAAGGAGAUGCUGCAGUUUGAGACAAGGAUAAGAGUAGAGAACCGAGAGAAGGCUGAGAGGAAGAUCUCAGAGGUACUGGGAUUUACUCUAACAGCAGUUGACUAUGCUGCUGCAGUAGGUAAAGGGGCAGCUCUAGGGGCUUUAUGUGGAGCGGUCAUGGGGUUUGAGGGUAUGGCGGUGGGAGCCGCUGUAGGUGCCGUUGUCGGGGGUGUCAUAGGAGGUGCUGCCAGUGCGGCAUGGGGUUACGUCACAAACGCUGCUGCACAAAUGAAUAGACGUUGAGACGAUGGUGCCUACAUCGAUGAUGCAUUGCACAGUUUAACAGGUUGUGUCAUAUUGUUGCCGUUCCUGCACAGUUUAACACCACUGUCAGAUUUGUAGAGGUCUGAGGCCAAUCAGUUCAGUAAUGAAACUUAUUUGUCAUUGAGAAAAUAUUCAGAGAUGUAUGUUUUGUAGAUAAUAGACACUGUUGAUUUUUGGCUGCUGGUCUGGUGAUGGUACUAGUAGGUUAUUUUACACACAUUCGUUGUUGAAAUACGUAAUCAUGAAUAAAGGGAGAUCCUUUAACGAUGGAAUAUUUAAACACAUUCUAAAUGUACUGUUGUUUUUGCUGUCUUUGGAAUUCCCAAUACAUCUGUGUACAUUUAAAUAGGUAAAAUGUAAAUAUACAUUCUACAUCCAUUUAUGAAAGAACAUAGUUAUUUUUAAUUUUAUAUUACUGCUGUUGUAUGUGUCUCUAUUUUGCCUAAUAAAUUCCCUGAUUUUGAAAACAAA
This is a messenger RNA of Salmo salar (Atlantic salmon), 1853 nucleotides long. Its product is annotated as GTPase IMAP family member 9. The record is from RefSeq and is a predicted model, not a curated record. Gene Ontology annotation, molecular function: GTP binding. Lineage: Eukaryota; Metazoa; Chordata; Actinopteri; Salmoniformes; Salmonidae.